Aspergillus steynii IBT 23096 is the source of this 735-nucleotide messenger RNA. RefSeq names its product NAD/NADP octopine/nopaline dehydrogenase family protein. NCBI's taxonomy places the organism in Eukaryota, Fungi, Ascomycota, Eurotiomycetes, Eurotiales, Aspergillaceae. The record is from RefSeq and is a predicted model, not a curated record. Gene Ontology annotation, molecular function: oxidoreductase activity. The transcript is spliced from 4 exons. Bases 1 to 735 code for a protein of 244 amino acids.
AUGUCUACUGGAAGUCCCAACCCGCAAUCCGUGACCAUCAUCGGUGCAGGCAAUUCUGGUUGUGCCUUUGUAGCUGAUCUAGCCAGCCGUGGAUUUUCUGAUAACGGCUGCCGGUUGAACGCGAGGGGAUAUUUUAUCAGUGGAAAGUUUGAGAUCAAAACUACCUGCGAUGCUUCGCUGGCCAUUAAGCAUUCUCCCUUCCUGAUCUUCAGCCAGUUUGACCUGAGCAAGCACACCCUCAUUGUUAACUCUGGCAACUUCUUCUACCUUGCUGCCCGUCUGAAGAUUAGAUGUCACACCAUUCUCGAAGCCAACACCUCGGCCUAUGCCGGUAUCAAAAAGAGCCUUAUCAUAUGGGCCGGGGCCCCCACUAUGCAAAGUGAGCGCCAAAGCCCCCAAGCCGAACUCGCUUUCCACCAGCAGGUUCAGUCUAUCUUCUCACCGAACUUGGUGUGGUGCAAGAACCUCCUCGAGGUUGGACUGAAUAAUGUUAACCCCGUCGUGCACUCCCCUACUAUUCUCAUGAACGCCGGCUGCAUCGAAUCCACCGUGGGCGACUUCUACUUCUAUGGUCAGGGUAUGUCGCCCGCUGUGUCCAAGGUUAUUGAAAAGGCAGACCAGGAGCGACUAACCAUCAGUCGUGCCUAUGGCUUCGAGAUUGUCGACGCCACGACCCAACCCAGCCAAAACUACCAGUACGACCGGGAAUUCCGCAACUUCCACGAGUUCGAGUAG